AUGGGGAUGAUGAUCUGCGGUCCCGCGACCAUUGCGGCGAUGACGCUGGAAGAAGCCAUCAACCAGGCCAACUCCGCGGCGAUCGAGAGGAGCAGACGCGACUACCACAGAGCUCGUUCUCACAUCCAACGUGGAGCUCACGGCGUAGCUCGACAAAAAAAUCCCUCGUUUCCUACUCCCCUCUCCCUCUCUCUUCCCCCUCUCUUUCGCCCCACCUCCCACACCGUUCCUCGCCCCCACCCACCCCCCCCCCUCCUCUCUCCCCUUACUUCCUCCCCCGCUCCCCUCCCCCCCUCCCCCAGCCUUCUCCCCGCACUCUCAGGCGCUGCCAAGCUGACCAUCACGGGCGCGUGUGGUUCCAGAAGCGGGGGUGACGCCUUCCCCAUAUUCACCUCCUCCUUGUCGUCGGGCUCCACGGCGAGGCAGUUGACUCUGGUCAACCUCAGCUUCCAGCAGGCUGACAAGUUCCCAAUAAUGGACACGCCUCCCAAGCGUCUCUUCGCGGACUGCAUUUUCUUCAACAGCACGGCGCCCAUGGGGGGUGGCGCCGUCAACAUAGACGCGCUCACCUUCGAUGCAUUCGGCCUCACUGACCGCGUGCCGGCUCUCACUUUCCUGCGCUACGCAUCUGGGGGAGCAGUUUACUCCAAAGACGCCGCCCUCACGUUCGUCAACACCAACCUAUUUAGCAACAAGGCCCGUGGCACUGCCGCUGUCAACGGUGUCACCUCUGGCACAGGCGGUGCAGUCUACGCCGCCGCCUCGGGAACAAACACCGACGCUGCUCUGCGCUUCUGCUCGACAACCUCCUUCAAGUAUAAGGGCGCCAGUGUUUUCGAUGGCGCCAACCUGUACAUGGAAGUGGGCGUGGUCGGAUCGCGGUGGGCGGCUGCGUUGGCGUUUUGCGGCUGUAGCAAGCCGAGUGGGAGCGUGGUGCCCACGAGUGGGUGGCAGCUGCUGACCAGUUGCUCUGCCAGGUGA
Messenger RNA from Closterium sp. Naga37s-1, 981 nucleotides. The record is from the annotation of a GenBank genome assembly. NCBI's taxonomy places the organism in Eukaryota, Viridiplantae, Streptophyta, Zygnematophyceae, Desmidiales, Closteriaceae.